Lonchura striata (white-rumped munia) is the source of this 786-nucleotide messenger RNA. Lineage: Eukaryota; Metazoa; Chordata; Aves; Passeriformes; Estrildidae. The record is from RefSeq and is a predicted model, not a curated record.
AUGGGAAAGCACUCCAUCAGUGUGACGGCACUGACGUCUCCAGGGAACAUUGGCCAGCGCAGCAUCCUGGGCUGCUCUUUCCAGCCCGACAUCCGGAUGGACAGCAUAGCAAUCCAGUGGGCCAAGGAGGGGGUAGCUGGGCUGGUUCACGAGUUUAAGGCUGGGAAGGACCACCUGCAAGAGCAAGACCCGUCAUUUCAGGGCCGCACAGCCGUGUUUGCGGACCAGGUGAUUGGCGGGAAUGCUUCCCUGGAGCUGAGGGAUGUGCAGCUCUCUGAUGCUGGCACCUACCAGUGCUCUGUCACCACAGCCAGAGGGAGUGGAGCAGCAGUGCUGCAGUACAGGACAGGAGCCUUCAGCAUCCCCGUGGUGCAGGUGGAGAAGAGCAGCCGUGGGGACACGCUGCAGUGCGAAGCCCCACACUGGUUCCCUCGCCCUGCCAUGCGCUGGACAGCCUACGGUGACACUGGGGAGCACCUGCCCCAUGCUGCCAACACCAGCUACGAGCUGAACCCCGAAAACACCACUGUGAAGGUGGUUUCCCUCCUGCACAACAUCACUGCCAAUGCCACCUACAUCUGCGUGGUUGAAAACAGCAUUGCCAAGGCUAUGGUCAAUAUCAGAGUGACAGGUAGGGUUCAGCAGCACCCCGAGACCAUAGGCACGGGGGAGAGGAGAGUUUCAGUAGUGUUCCUGGUGCACCAGGGGGUUCCUGCAGCAGCUGUGUCAGGCAAGGAAAAGACUGAAAGCAUGGCUAAUCCAACCAGUUCUCUGUCCCUGGGAUGA